AUGCCGGCUCAGGAUGAUGGAUGCAGAACCGCUUCUGAGCCGACACCAAGGGCGGAUGAUGGUUGCCGGACUGCUUCAGAGCCCUCACCGAAAAUGGAUGACGGAUGUAGGACUGCAUCCGAGCCCACACCAAAGGCGGAAGGCUAUUCGAAGACUGUUUCGAGACUCACUCCAGAACCGCAAGACGACACAAACACUGCUGUGCCAUCGACUCCGAAGCAGGUAUAG
Messenger RNA from Cooperia oncophora, 228 nucleotides. Lineage: Eukaryota; Metazoa; Nematoda; Chromadorea; Rhabditida; Trichostrongylidae. The record is from the annotation of a GenBank genome assembly.